UUUUCAUCACCAGAGGGCGACAAGAUAUUAGACGUAAUGGAAGCGCGUUUGGAUUAUAUUACGUAGAUUUGAAGUUUAAAACUAUUAUUGUAUAAGAGGAUAGAGUGCAGAACUUUCAAAUAAACCGGAGGAAUAAGAAGAAAAAGAAGUUAUUAUGGAAGACGAUAACUUAGACUAUGUUACCGCAUGCGUUGACGAGAUAGCUUUAGAAGGUUUGGAUGGAAUUACUCUCACAGUUUUAUGGUUACGUUUAGAGAAAAGGCCUCAUUUUCCCUUACCUUUGGAUGAAGAUUCUAAAGCAUUCAUCUGGGAGGUCAUAUCCCAGCAUCCUGAUAUAGAGUUUUAUGAGCUGCCAGAACCACGAAAACAGUUCACUUUAUUCAAUCGUUACGAUUAUUUAGAUUUGGAUAUUGGAAUUGUUUUUGAACCAGAAAAUGUUCCAGAUGAUAUUUAUCCAUACAAAGCAAUUGAUGAAAAAGACGUUAGAGGUUCUUGUAGCACUUUUACCACAAGGAAAAAUAUUACUAGUGAAAUCAGAGACGAUGAUCGUGGGUUAUUAACAUAUGAGGAAGCAGUUGAAAGGUGGCAUGAUAAGCUUGUAUUGGUAGCUUCUCAGGAGCAGAGAAAUUUAGCAUUAUUAGGUACGGAAGUCAACCCUCAUUUAAAACUCAAUAUAAUUCAGUAUUGCAUGAUUGAACGAAUCGGGAGAUCACGCUAUCACGGUGAAGUGACGCAAGGAAAGAAUGGGUUGACUGUACUCGGUGAGUGUUCGAAAACUUUAUACUAUUAUCGUAAAAUGUUGUUGGAAAAGCAUUUGAUAACAAAGCAAGUCCAUUAUGAAAGGAAUUGCAAAGGACAGACGACGGUUGGUAGUUUGCUACACUUAAAAAGAUUUUAUGUGGAAAGAAAAUCAAAGAUCCAGAUUAUUUUACAAAAGAUGUCAGAAUUAUUAUAUGAAAAACCCAAACAGAGAGAAAUCUUUCAUAAACUUCGUAGUGAGCUGGGUGUAAAGGAAACUACUUUUAAAAAAGUCUUCCAAAAAACUUUUAAUCAGUAUUUUAAAUUAGAUAUUGUACCAUAUCGACAAAUUUACCCGAAUGCAACCGAUAAAGAAGCAAAGUCACAAAAUGGAAAUGAAAAAAUAUUGAAAAUUGUGGAACUGAUAAAACCAUACGAUCAAAGUGAAGAUGAUGACAAUGAUAAAGAAACAAGUAAUUUAAAUGAAACUUUUUUCAAUCCAAAAAAUUUCAUGAUUGAUAGACCACUCUUGUCUCAAGUGUUUAAUGUUAUAAAAAGUGAAGGUCCAAAAGGAAUUUCUGCUCAAGAGAUUGGGAGGACAAUGGGUAUUCCUAAAUUAGAAAUGAGACUGUUAUGUCGUAAUUUGGAAAGAAGAGAAGUAGUAUCCACCUAUAUGCAAGAUGUUGGACGACAGCGUGUAACAAAAUACAUUGCCAAAGAAUACGAAAAAGAUAGUGAAAUUCAUAAAAAGAUAUUAAUUGAAAGAAAGAGAAUAUUAGAUCUUUCUUCUAAGAAUGAAGAAAAUUCGGAUAUGGAUACAAAUAAUUAUCAGGUAUGUGACGUAUCUCAAACUCCUGAAAAUAAUGAAUUAUCUUUUGUCAGCAUUGAACCUGAAAAAGAUGAUAUUGAUAAUAAAAAGAAACAAAAUGUUGCUAUUGCAAGCAGUUUUACAGAAGAUUUAAAACAAAUGUAUAGUGAGAAAAAUAAAAAAGAAACUUCACAUAUUACAUACAGAAUUUUAAAGAGAGCUGGUAUUAUUAUUGAAACUGUAAAAAGAAUGAAAAUGGUAGAUGACAUAUAUCAAAUUCAAAAGUUAAUAUAUGAAAGUGAAAUGAAAGAAGGUUACAAUAAAAAAGUUCAUAAAAAAUCUGUGCUGCGACUAAUACAUAAACUUGCCAAAGAUGGGUAUGUAAGAUCUAUUAAAACUAUUUUGAAGUUAGGUGAUAAUGUCAAAAAACUUCAUUUUGUAUGCAUACCAAGUAUUACAGUUAAUGAUCCGUCUGUAAAAAUUGCAAUUGAGCAAGCUAAAUUUAAAUAUUUUGCUAGUAAAGAAAUGAUAAAACCUACACAAUUGAAAAAUGAUAAACAAAGUAAGCAAAUUGAUUCUAUUGGUCAAAGUAUACAAGAAUUACAACAAUUACAGCAAAAACCAUCAGAAAAAAUAAAAAUGCGGUAUAUGCCAUCCAUUGGUAGAACCUAUGGAUUAGAACCUAAAUUUAUUCGGAUGAAAUCAUUGUACACACUGCUAUUUUAUCUUGUUUAUGAUUAUCAAGGAAAUUUUUCUACAAAUAUUGAUGGACCUCCAAUAUAUCAUGAUGAAAUUGGAUGGAAAAUGUUUAUUCCUCCACUUCGUCAGCACUGUGGAAUUCCUGAAGGGUGGUGUUUAAUCAGUGAUGUUCUUCUUAGUUUACCUCUUUCUUUGCUAGUGAAAAUAGUAAAUAUUACAUAUAAAGUAGAAGGAUUAGAAACAUUUUUGAAAGAUCCCAUAAAACAACAUUAUCUCUUAAGAGAUCUGCCACCAGAAAUUCGAAGUGCAUUGAUGUAUAAUAGACGCUAUAUUUUUAGUGUGUGUGAAAUUGCUACAAAGUUAAGUUUCAUGAAUCUUGUCUCAUUUGGACCACAACAAACUAAAGAAAAAGAUCAUAGUUUUCUCUAUGUACAUAGAUAUGCAUCAAUUAAAGAUACAACUAUCUCAAAAACAGGAUAUUUAUAUAUAAGUGAUGAUAUGGACUAUAGUAUAAGAAAAUAUUAUUUAAAAACAUUAGAAGAUGUGGAAUCAUAUUGGUUACACUUGGAAACUGUUUGCUUGCAUACUCCUCUGGGAUAUUAUAAUACAGCUCGUGGUCAAAGUAUUAACAUUGAAAACAUUUACCGUAAACCCAUGAUGAUAGAAGCAUGCAGAAAUAAAGAAUUUUCUGAAAUAGUAGAUGAUGGAAGUUUAUUAGGUGAUGGACGAGGAGCUGCAGGUCUUGAUUCCGGUUUUUUUGCUCAUUUAAAACGCAAUUGGUCUUGGCCAUCCAUGCAGCAUCAUUUGCAUCAUAAUAUUGAAAAAUUAUGUCAGAAGGACACAGAUGUCAAUCUUACUGCAAACACAAAUUAUAUGCAGUAUUUACUUCAUGGAAGUGAUUCUUCUUCACAAAAGGUAUCAGAGAGACGAUUUUUUCGGUUAAAAAAUAUAAAACGCAAAAUGUCUGAAACAGUUGAAAAUGAUGCUAAAUCAGUUACUAAAAAUGAACUUAAAGAAAAAAAUAUGAAAAGGAAACAACCAGUUAAUCAGUCAGUUCCAUAUGCAAGAAAACGUUCUAAACCAGAUAAAAUUAUUCGAAAUGUUACUAGGAUAUUAAAGAGGAAGCGUAAACCAUAUUAUGAUGACAAAGAUAAAGAUGCAUUAAAGAAAAUGUCAAAAUUGAGAGUUUUAUGGACUGCACAAGAAGAUAGUAUUUUAUUAAUGUGCAAAGUAGCUUCCUAUUUGUUAGAUCCAAAUUAUAAUAGAAUGGUCGUACCUUAUACUUGUGUGCGUGAUGUAUUACAUGAAAAAUUGCCAAAUUUGUCUAAUAAUAAAACAUCACGUGCUUGUCAAAGAAGAGUUGGUUAUAUGCUGAUGAAUCCAACUACUGUUCAAAAUGUCUCUGUAUUUUUAUGUGAAGCUCAACAAGAUAAAGAAUUGGUAAAUUUAUAUCUAGGUCCUAAGCCUCCAAAAACACAUGAAGAAACAUGGACAAAUAUGUUUGUUACUUUAUUAAAUCAAUUGUUAAAGAAAUUUACACAAUCAUCAUCUGAGCGAUGUGAAAAAAUUAUACUUCCCAAAACAAUCAAGCAGCUUCAGCAGGAUUAUCAAAUGGUUAUAUCAGGAGAGCUUCCAGAUUAUAAAUCUAAACAUGAAGAUGUAAAAGCUAUUGCAAAUAUACAGGAAAGUGUUGUUCAUUCAUUAAUUAUGUCAUCACUGUGGACAUCAGGAGAUAAACACAACUGGAACUAUGUUUUAUAUAAAUUAUAUCAACAGUAUCCAAUGCAAAUGUUGCAAAAUGCAGUUACUUGUAUUCGUCAAAAUCAAAUUGCUACUAAAAAGAAAUGUUUUAGUAAAAAAAGUUAUAGUAAUCUUCCUCUUUCCACUAUACCAUACCGACUCUCUGUGAAUUAUUAUAAUUCUUUAAGGACUCCCUUUCAAGUAGAAAUUUAUCAUGAAGUUUAUUCAUUAUUGGAUAAAUUAAUAAAUAAAGAUAAAUCAUCAAUUGGAGUUAAUGUUUAUACUAAUGUGAUUUCAGGUUAUUCUGCUGCAGUUGUUUCAUUAAUGGCUAAAUUUUUGUUAACUUUUGAACUGCAUAUACCAAACCAAAUUAUUUUAUUGGAUACCAGUUUAAGUGAUAGACAGCGUUCUGAAGUAGCAAAGAAAAUGAAAGAAAUGGAAUCUACAGAAUACAUGAAUAAUGACAAUCAAGUAAAAUCUAAUGUACUUAGUGAAAAUUCAGAUAUCUUGGAUGAACCUCCUCAAAAGAAAAGAAUGUUAGAUAAUGAUGUGGAACAGAAUCAAAGUGAUGAUCAUGAUUAUUCAUCAUUACCAAAAACUGAUAAUGAUACAAAUUUAAAUAGUAAUGUUUCUUUUGAAGUAUCAUCUUCAACAAAAGCUUCAAGACUUGCUCUCUUCAUGCUACGUCAGUCUGAAGAUAAUAAACAAAAAAAUAAGAUAUUACAUUCCCAAGAUUAUUUUGUAAUAAAUUCCUGUAGUGUUUUUUGCCGACUUCGUAAUGAAAACAGUCAAUUUUUGAAAUCUAAUAUAAUUUACGAUAUUAUCAAUUCUCAGCGAAAAUAUCUACCAAUAAACGAAAUUCCAUCUUUUAAAAUUCUGUCUGAUUCUUCAGAAUUUGACGUGAAUGAGAAAGAAUUUGGAAGAAAAAUAUUUGAUACCAUUAAUGAACAAAAAGAGUUAGGUAUUACAGAAGAUAUGUUAGAAAAUUUUCAGCAUUUGGAUGAAACAGGAAAAUUAGAAAAAAUAUUCAAUUUUAUGUUGGAAAAUUGGAUAAUUAUCAGAGUUGGUACUUCUUGUUUCAGAUAUGUAUCUUAUCAAUAUUCAAAACCUUGGAUUCUUUCUUCUUUAAAAAUUCCAAAAGAAAAUAAAUUACUUUGUCAAAUAGAAUAUUUAGAAAAAACGGCUUCAGAUAAUGCAAAUUUGGACACUGAUAAUUCUUCCAAUAAAAUAUCUGAUGUUGAAAAGACACCUGCAAUAUCAAGCAAAAAAGAUGAAGAAAAAAUUCAAGCUAAUGAUUCUGUUGCAUUAAAUUUAAGUAUUAGUUCAACAGAAGAAAAUCAGUCGUCAGAGAUUAUUGAAACAAUACCCAAAGACGCCAGUAUUGAAAAUAAUAGUACAUCCAGUAGUGUUUCAAGUGAAAGAGGAAAACAUACUUGUAAACAACAAUCAGAUUUUUCAUACAAAUCUGUUUUACCUGAGAAGAAACUUUGGGAAAAUGUGCAGUUUAUUGGUAGAACAUGGAGAAAACCAGAUGGUUCAUUGAAUCAUUCAACUCUCAACAAAUUGUUAAGUUCUGUUCUUGGUCAUAUAAUGGCUAAUCCAGGUAUUACUGUACCACAACUUUGCAAAUAUUUUAAGCUCUCAUUAUUUCCUGUUGAAGUACUUGAAUUAUUAGAGAUACUUGAAAAGGCAGAAUGCAUACAACGUUAUUAUUUAAAACCAUCCCAUUCUGUAACAUUAUUUUCUAAACCUAUUGACUAUACAUUAACAGAAAAAAAGAAUUUGCACAGCAAAUGUCAUAUUGAAAUUAUCCCUGAUGCCAUUAUCAAAUUCAGUCAGUUAUCUGAAAUGCUUUUAAACAAAAGAGGAUUAAAGAAUGUAAAAUAUAAUUGAUAAUGUGCCAGUUGUUUGGUAUAUUAUCAAAUAUUUCAAUAGUUGUUUAAUGCAAUCUUAAAAUAAUUUUUUUUGUAUUAAUGUGCAUGUAUAAUAUCAAUAGAUGAAUGUUUUUUGUAUGUGAUAAAAAUUAAAUAGUAGA
Centruroides sculpturatus (bark scorpion) is the source of this 6020-nucleotide messenger RNA. Its product is annotated as general transcription factor 3C polypeptide 1-like. Gene Ontology annotation, biological process: transcription initiation at RNA polymerase III promoter; 5S class rRNA transcription by RNA polymerase III. Gene Ontology annotation, cellular component: transcription factor TFIIIC complex. The coding region runs from base 155 to 5878 and encodes 1907 amino acids. Gene Ontology annotation, molecular function: DNA binding. NCBI's taxonomy places the organism in Eukaryota, Metazoa, Arthropoda, Arachnida, Scorpiones, Buthidae. The transcript has a single exon. The record is from RefSeq and is a predicted model, not a curated record.